CCUCCCUCCUCGGUCUUCUGGCUCGCGGGCACCGCGGCGGAAGUCUCGCAAGCGGCUCGCGCGCCCCUCUUCAACGACUGAAGGAGAGAGAGGAGGAAGAGCAGCAGCAGCAUCAUGGCAGACGGCGCCCGCUCCUCCUUCUUCGGAGGCAGCAGCAGCAGCCGAGGCUCCAGCCCGGCGUCCAGCCCCUUGGUGGGCAGGGGCCCCAAGAGCCGCUCGCUGCCCACGCCGUCGCCCUCCUCGCCCGCGCUGCGGAGCCAGACGCCGCCCGCCUCCCCCAAGCAGCAGCAGCAGUCGGCGGCGUUGUCUCGUGUGAGCGCGCCCGGGCACGGCUUCAAGCGGGUCACCCUCACCAAGCCCACCUUCUGCCACCACUGCUCCGACUUUAUCUGGGGGCUGGCCGGGUACCUCUGCGAAGUUUGCAACUUUAUGUCUCAUGAGAAGUGCCUGAAGCAUGUGAAGAUACCAUGUUCAUGUGUUGCUCCAAGUCUUGUGAGGGUCCCAGUUGCACAUUGCUUAGGACCUCCAGGACAUUAUAAGAGAAAAUUCUGUGCUGUGUGUAGGAAGCCAUUGGAAUCUCUGGCAUAUCGCUGUGAAGUGUGUGAGCUCCAUGUACAUACAGAUUGUGCUCCAUUUGCUUGCAGUGACUGCCGUCAGUGCCACCAAGAUCAUCAGGAUCAUGAUACGUACCAUCAUCACUGGAGAGAGGGAAAUCUUCCUUCAGGUGCACGUUGCAAAGUCUGCAAGAAAACAUGUGGCUCUUCGGAGAUGCUGUCGGGUAUGAGAUGUGAAUGGUGUGGUGUCCUGGCUCAUGCUGCUUGCUAUGGGAUUGUACCUCCAGAAUGUACAUUUGGAAGACUAAGAAGCAUGAUUCUUCCUCCAAACUGCGUGCGCUUAUUUUCUCGCAAUUUCAGUAAAAUGCACUGUUUUCGGAUAUCAGAAAGCUUACAAACAGAAACAGAUGAUGAUGACGAUGUUGAUAAUUCGACACAAUUGUCACAGAAGGAAUCACAGACUUCAACAGACUCAAGCAAGCAGAUAUUAAAAAUAUAUGAUGGGAAUGAUGCAGUAAAACGCAACCAGUAUCGGCUUAUUACAGUUCCAAGGAUUGCAAAAAAUGAAGAAGUUGUGGAGGCUGCCCUGAGGGCUUACUACAUCAAUGAUGAUCCACAAGAUUAUGAACUCCAGACAUUCACUCAGCAGGGCUUGUUUUGUGAUGACAUAAUUAAUAGGAAUGAUACUACAGAAGAGACUCAAUCUGGAUCUGUAUUCCGAGAAGCUGUUCCUGAAGCUUGGAUCAUCAGAGCUAAACCCAGGGACAAUGAAGUCAUAAAGAUUUUUCCUGGUUGGCUGAAGGUUGGGAUGGCUUGCGUGUCAAUACGGAUAAAUAAGGAAAGCACUACUCAGACAGUAAUUAAAGAAGUUCUCCCCCUGCUUGGAUACCAGUUGGAAAACUUCCAGAAUUUCAGCUUGGUCGAGGUACUUAUGGGUUCCAAGCAAGUUCAACGGAUGGUGCUGGAUGAUCUUGAACUGAUUCUUGGCAGAUUCCAAGAUAUAAGAAAGACUUCGCUACGUCAGAUGAAUCAAACAAGGUUUUACAUUGUAGAAAAAAAUGCGUCAGUUGCACGAGUCCAUUUGUUUAUUGGUGGUCUGCCAUCUCAUCUCUCUAAUGAAGAAUAUAUGAACAUCCUCAAAGAUGAACUGGCCAUCAAAACAAAUGUAGUUUCAGUGAGUCAUGUAUAUUCUUCUCAAGGUGCUGUUGUUCUAGAAAUUUCAUGUUUUGCCGAAGCUGAAAGGCUGUACAUGCUUGCUAAGGACACCACUGUUAAUGAUAAGCUGUUAUCUUCAGUGGUCAUCCCAGAAGUUCUGCAAGCCAAGCUUCCACAGAACUGCUAUCCAUUGCUUGUAUAUGUGAAUCCUAAGAGCGGGGGACUUAAAGGCCGGGAUCUGCUGUACAGUUUUAGGAAAUUGUUGAAUCCUCAUCAAGUCUUUGAAUUGACGAAUGGAGGUCCACUUCCUGGAUUACAUACGUUCUCCCAGAUUCCAUAUUUCCGAAUACUUGUGUGCGGUGGUGAUGGCACUGUGGGUUGGGUUCUUGGUGCACUAGAAGAGAUCAGGCACAAGCUUGUCUGUUCAGAACCAUCUGUCGCCAUUUUACCUUUAGGAACAGGUAAUGACUUGGGUCGGGUACUGCGCUGGGGUGCUGGAUAUAGCGGUGAAGAUCCAUACUCCAUUCUAAUAUCUGUGGAUGAGGCUGUUGAUGUACUUAUGGAUCGUUGGACAAUCCUUUUAGAUGCUCAAGAACCUAUUGAAAGUUCAGAAAAUGGUGUGUUGGAGCCUGAGCCUCCUAAGAUUGUGCAGAUGAACAAUUACUGUGGUCUUGGAAUUGAUGCAGAACUUAGUCUAGGUUUUCAUCAUGCCAGGGAAGAAGAACCCGAUAAAUUCAAUAGCAGGUUUCACAACAAAGGUGUCUAUGUAAAGGUUGGGUUGCAGAAAAUGAGUCACGCCAGAAAUCUUCAUAAAGAAAUAAAACUUCAAGUGGACCAGCAUCAAGUUGAGCUUCCAAAUAUCGAAGGCCUUAUCUUCAUUAAUAUUCCCAGUUGGGGAUCUGGUGCUGACCUUUGGGGAUCGGAUAAUGAUAACCGGUUUGAGAAACCAAGAAUUGAUGAUGGUUUGCUGGAGGUUGUUGGUGUCACAGGAGUAGUUCACAUGGGACAAGUCCAGGGUGGGCUACGUUCAGGCAUCCGGAUUGCCCAGGGCUCCUAUUUCCGCCUGACACUUCUGAAACCGAUUCCAGUUCAAGUAGAUGGAGAGCCCUGGAUUCAGCCUCCUGGCCAGAUAAUUAUUUCUGCAGCGGGACCAAAGGUUCACAUGUUAAAGAAAUCAAAACAGAAACAGAAAAAAACUGGAAAUGCAAAAGAGUCAAGAAAUGAGAACCUGUCCGUCAGUGAAGUGGGGCGCUGAUAGAGGAAGAUAUCCCCAGAAGAAAUGCAGCACAUCUACUGUAGACAAAGUGGGUCUGCUUGGUAACGCUCUAUACAGUUCAGAUUAAGAAGCGUUGUUUUUGAGCCUACUGCUAUAUUCCGUUCUAUUGUACAGUGCCUAUCCAGUGGCUGAAAUAAGAUAUGUUGAUUCAUCGCAAAUUGGUCAGAGACAUUUGCUUUAAUCGCUUUUCCGUAAAAAAAAAUUAACCAUUUUUUUGCAAUGUGCAAAAAAGAGAAAAGAAUAAAGCAGCGAUCCAUUGUACUGUGCUUUUUUAAUGCAAUUUCUCACCUAUUCCUCUUUGGGGAGUCAAUUCUUUUAGGGCAGUAUAUUUGUUAUCCCUCUUUAGAAAAUGCACAUGCUAAUGUUUCCUGUGUAGGGAUUAAGUUAGCUCAGCCUUCUCAAGAGGAAAAUAAAGGUAGAGAAGAGGUGAUAAUUAGUAACUUCAUGUUUCUUACAUUUUGUGCAAUGUUGCUGUAAGUGGCAUGGGAACAAAUUGAUUUAAUUCAUCUACCUGCACAAUUUGCCAGUGUUCCUUCUAAGGUGGCACAUAGAGAGAUGCCACAACCUGCUUCUUUCCACAAUGCUCACAUUGCUUUCAUUCCUGGGACUGGGUG
Messenger RNA from Anolis sagrei ordinatus, 3599 nucleotides. RefSeq names its product diacylglycerol kinase theta (gene DGKQ). The record is from RefSeq and is a predicted model, not a curated record. Gene Ontology annotation, molecular function: ATP-dependent diacylglycerol kinase activity. Lineage: Eukaryota; Metazoa; Chordata; Lepidosauria; Squamata; Anolidae.